AUGCCACUUCGUGGACACACUGAAGAAAAAAGUAACUUUAUUGCAACAGUAAAGACAAUUGCUAAAUCGGAUGAAGUGUUAGCUAUGCAUCUUGAGACUGCAACGUUAGUUAAAUAUACUUCCCCGGAUAUCCAAAAUGAAUUGAUCGACAUAUGUGCUGAUCAAAUACUAGACCAACUUAAAGAAUCGUGUAGUAACUCACCAUGUCUUGCUAUACUUGCUGAUGAAACAACAGAUAAAGCAACUCAAACUCAACUAUCAGUAUGUUUUAGAUUCACAGAAACUAUUGACAAUGAAGUUAAUGUCCGUGGAUUAUUUUUAGGAUUCAUGCACGCCAAAGCUACAACUGGAGAAGCAAUUGCAAAUCUCCUACUUGAAUUUAUGAAUAAACAUGGUAUAUGUCUACAAAAGCUGAGAGCACAGGGAUAUGGUGGGGCAAGUAAUAUGUCAGGUAGACAUAAUGGUGUCCAAGCACUUACUCGUAACCACGCACCUGAUGCAGUUUAUGUGCACUGCAAAGCACAUUGUUUGAAUUUAGCAAUCGUCCAUAGCUGUAAAGAGCCUGUGGUCAGAACAAUGAUGGCAACAGUCCAGGAGAUAGCCUUUGCAUUUGAAUACUCCGCAAAAAGGUUAAAGGCCUUUUCUGAGGAACUCACUGGGAAUGCGGUUGUAAGGGAGGCAGUGGAUAAACAAACAAAAUUGAAGAAGCUGUGUGAAACAAGAUGGUUUAGCAGAUCUGAUGCUCUUACAACAUUCAAACACGCUUUUCCAGUAGUGGUUGAUUCAUUGGAGCAUCUUCGGAAUAACCGUGAUGAUAAAGCUUGGAUGUUUAGAGCUGCUAUUCUCCGGUUUGAUUUUAUCGUGUGCUUAGUUGUCUGUCAGCAUAUCCUCAACUGUUCAUCUGUCAUAUUUUCUACAGGAUAUAUCUUGUGA
Mytilus trossulus (common blue mussel) is the source of this 933-nucleotide messenger RNA. RefSeq names its product zinc finger MYM-type protein 1-like. The coding region runs from base 1 to 933 and encodes 310 amino acids. The record is from RefSeq and is a predicted model, not a curated record. NCBI's taxonomy places the organism in Eukaryota, Metazoa, Mollusca, Bivalvia, Mytilida, Mytilidae. The transcript has a single exon.